UAUAAAUGUUUGCCUCAGCAACUGAAUGGAUUUGGAAUUAUAUCAUUCAUGAAGUAUCGGUGAUAGACUGCCGUUCACCAAUACAGUGUGGAGUAGAAACACGACUGUGUUCUAUCAAGCUAAAUAAUCCAGCGUUCGAAUUUACAAACUGGCAUGGAAACAAGACUCGCAUUAUACGCGAAGGCGAGGAAGAAUUUCGUGAAGACGAGUGGGCUAUGUGCAUAAAAAUACACGAAAAUGCUUCUGGUAAAUUAGGUAAUGUGCUUGAUAUUUUUUGUCUUGCAACACAACCAGGAAGGGCAACAGUGAAGCUAGAUCUAGGCAGGUGGUAUAAGUUUGUCAACGAAUCAGAAUUUUCAAUAUUUGUUGAAUCUCCAUGGUCUCCAGGCAGUCCAGUGUGCGAUAAUAAUGUGGGUAAUGUGCAAGUUCGAAACAUCGGAAACAAGAUAAUAAAAGCACCCUCGUUAAAUCAAGAAACUGUUACCAGUAAACCUGAUGAAACAGUGAUGAAAAAUGAAAGACAGGAUGAAAAGGAAAAAUGUUCUGCAGAUUCUUAUGAAAACAACAAUAUCUCUGAUAAAUGUCACUCUCCAAAUGUUCCUUAUAUUGAAUGGAUACCAGAGUUUGAUGGUUUGACUGAGAAACCAUUGUUUCCUGGUGAUGACCAUUUUAAAUGUUUGAUUCAUUUGGGCUCUCAAAGUUCACCAAAAUUACUUUCAUCUAAUGAUCUGACUGUUUUUAACUAUAAAAAACAAAUUAUUGCUGAUGUCAAGAUAUUGCGUCCAGGUGUAAUGCAAGCCAUUAUUCCCUUGAAAGACAUAAGGAUUGGUACAGGAGAUAAAGCACACUUCACAUUCCACACCCCCGGGGAAAACGUGUUGCCGCUAGAUAUUAGCUUCACUGUGUAUCAGAAAUUUGACAAGGAAUCAUGCAAAAAUAUAGUAUUACGCAAAAACAAUCAAAAAGGAUUUCAAUGCAAAAACAUUUUGGCAAGUGACAUCAAAGGAGAAGACAGAUGUUAUCUUAAUAAUAUUGAAAGAGUUUGUUGUGUAGAAAAAGAUGGUACAAAGCAGGUAAUAAAGGUCGAGCCUAUUAAUUCUGAUGUUCGGCUUAUUUUACCUGAACUGUGCGAUGAAGUAAAAUGUCAGAAAAUACUUCUACACCUACUCAGAGCAAUUUUCUAUCGUAAAAAGGCUUCAGAAACUGACAAAGAACGAAUGAAAUGGAAAGAAAAAGCAAUGGAAACAUAUGCAGCUAACAAUCAAAAACAUUCAUCAUUCUGUAAACACAUCAAAACGAAGUAUGCAGAUCUUAUGCAACAGUACAACGAUGAGGCCAGUAAAGAGAUUUUUGCUUUUUUCAAUGAAGAACGAGGAUUGAAUCAUGUUGAUCUUCAUGGUCUGUUAGUGGUGAAUGAAGAAACACUUGCCAGAGAUAAAGAACAGCUUUUAGAAGACAAUCCUGAAGAAAAAGUGAUAACUAUCAUAAACGAACGACGAGAACGAGGAGAUGAAGCAGUAAGAAAGCUAAAAGAAAAGAUUGAUGAAUUUAUGGAAAAGAUGGAUAUUAAAGCACGAAGUGAAAAGAAGACAUGGCUUGAAGUUAUUGUCGGUGCUGGGCAUCAUUCCAUGGCAGGAAGACAAAAAAUACGUCCAAAAGUUGAGAUGUUUUUACAAGAGGAAUACCCUGGUAAGAUUUCAGUUGUCAAUGAAGGUGCACUGGUGGUAACCUUUGAAGAAUAUCCAAAUGGUGGAAGGUGUUUUGGUCAUUAUUACUGCCAAACAUGCAAGAAGAGUUGGAGAAGUGGGCAAAGUUUUAAAAACAAGUGGCAAGGUUGUUUCAAAUGCUACGAUGAAGGCAAAGGCAUUAAAAAAUGUUUACCAGUAAUGCAACAACCACUGCAGAAGAGUGAGCUGCGAGGAGGUGCAGGAGCUAGAAAGUAUCGUCAUUUAAAGCAACUUUGUCAAGUAUGUGAAGAAGGUGGUUCAUGUACCAUGUAACUUUAUCUAGUAGACGUAAAUUAUCCAAUGAGCUCCAGGAGCGUUUAUUAAUUUUUCACAAACCAGACAUGUUUGAUGGGCAAGAAGUGUUCAUUUGAGUAGAGCAUUCACCUUCACAGAAAUAACAAGACAGGACUCAAAAUAACGUUUCAUCAUACACUGGUCACAAUGACCAUUAGUUUCCAUUUUUGACCGGUGUCCCAGUUGAUUUGGACCCCCAUAGAUUUGGACUCCCGGUCCAUAUCCACUAGUAGAUUUAGACCCCCGGGUCCAAAUCUAUUUUUCCAAAUUUACUGGUGGAUAUGGACCCCGGGGGUCCAAAUCUACUAGUAAAUAUGGACCCACGGUGGCGGAUUUGGACCCCCUUCAAAUGUUAAAUAUAUGUAAUGUGAACCCAAUAAUAUAAACCAAAUUCAUAAUAGCGAUCAAUCUGAAGUAUUUAGUCACUUUAAAUAUUUGUGAUAAAGGCCACAAAACAUAAAAUAGAAAAUAGAAUACAAUCGUAGAAAUUGUAUACAGCAUUUGGAUCGACACGAAACACGAUUUUCAUGAAUGUUUUUAAACAAUAAGUGAUGGUGACUCAUCUCAAUGGAAUCCUGCGGCUGCAACUAUCCACUAUUAGUAUAAACCUACUAGUAGGCUAUCACAUAUUGUGCCUUCUGAUUGGCUACGCUACUAGUAGGCUAUUAGUGAUAGCCUACUAAUAGAAAAUUCAAAAUGGCGGAAAAUUCGCGUUUUGCACUUUUGCCGAAGUGUCUGAUGAUUUUUUGGACGACUUGUUAAACAAUUCUGUACUAAAACCCCCGAAAAAAGCAACAAAAAUAUGGAAUGGAAAUUUUUAAGGUUAAGAAAAUAGACAAAAUAACAUACACUCAAUGAAAUUUUAAAAUUAAAACUGAAUUUUGUAAAACAUUUUACGCGAAC
Molecule: messenger RNA, 2924 nt
Organism: Paramuricea clavata
Lineage: Eukaryota; Metazoa; Cnidaria; Anthozoa; Malacalcyonacea; Plexauridae
Source: the annotation of a GenBank genome assembly